AUGUCAAGGAUGUCCAGGUCUGGGGCCUUCCUCCCCCCGCUGUGGCCGCAGCCUCCAGGGGAGCCGGGGGCUUCCGGAGAGAAGGCGGGGCCAGGUGGCGUUUGGCAUGACAGCAAAUUCGAGCCAGGACCCUUGUGGCCUCCCAGAGGUCAGCUGUGGUGGGCCCGGGCCAUUCAGGGACAGGAUGGGACUAGCAAAGAAGAAGAGACAGACUUGGUGGAAUGGGCCGGGAGAGGAGCGGACCGGGCUUCCUUCUCUGGACCCCGCAUGCCUGCGACCCUGCAGCGGCUCCGAGCAGUCCUGCUGCGGCUUCAGAGGGAGCGGGAGCAGCUCCUCUUGGCCCGGGACUGUGCUCGGUCCCUUCAAACCACUUUGUGCUUCUUGAAAGCCCCUCAGCCCUUUGCUGCCCUGCCCCAGCUAUGCUGGGAGCUGCUUCCACACAGUUGUCAUGGGACCAUCCUGCACUUUAGGACUUUCAGUGAUCCCCCGUUUCGAUCUCUGGCACUUCCUCUUGGCUUAGCAAUACAGAGGCUGGACGUGGCAAUUGAAGAGCAGCUAAAGAUCUUGGGCCAGGCUUCUCCCAGUCCUGCCCUGGUGUCCCAGAUCAGCGAACUACUUCAAGUUCUCCCUGCCUACCACCAGGUGCUGGCAGUGGCCCUGGAGGGUGUCCCCAGAGCAGCCCAGCCCUUUCCACCUAGUCGUGUGCUCAGACUUUUGGCCAGGGAACGUGGCAAACAAGGAGCAGAGAGACUCUGGAAAGGUCUACAGGAAUCCAAGCUUCAGACCCAGCUACAUAAGCUUUGCAGGGAAGAACGAGAGUUGCUUCCUGGAUUGUUGGGCCUGCUGGGAGACACAGGGGCUCCUGGAAGUGGCUCCCGGGGAUUGGGAGGGUCCCGGCAGCUCUGGGGCCAGUACUGGAGCCUUUUCUGGGCUGCAUGUGCUCAGAAUCUUGGUCAGAGACUGGGACCUUGGGAGGACAUUCAGAUGACUGUGCAGGAGCUGAAACAAGCACUAGGUCAGACAUCCCUGCCACAGGAAUGUGAGAAGGAGCUGACUUCCCUGUGCCACUGUUUGCUCCGACAGGCACUGACCCAGACAUGGGACCAAGGUUUUUGCCGAGCCUUGGCAUCUGCUCGUGGGGAUCAAAGAGUUAUGCCCACAUCUUGGGAUGGGAUUCCCUGCAUGCACACUACUGACCUCCUUCAACAACUCUUUCGUUCUCUUAUUUCUGCACUUAGAGAACCAGGGCCAGCUUCCUGCCAAUUUCCUGGGCCAGAGCCACCACCCCUAGCCCUUGGGCUUUGCACUCUUCAGGCCACCACCCUCUGGCUUCUCAGCAAAUCUCAACAGCAUCUGGCCUCAUGGGCCCCAGGACCUCUCUUGCUGCUGACCCAGAGGGAACUGCCUCUUCUACUCUGUGAGGCAGAAUCCCUAGCAGCCCUAGUUUCUGAAGGGGCAUCUGUACUGGAACUAGACCGACAGCUAGGAAGAGAGAUUCGAAGACUGACCACUCGGAUCCAGGUCCUGCCUGAGGAAUCUCUGUGUCUCUUCUCCCGAGAAUGUUGGCGACAAGCUGCUAAGGGCUUCCAGCUCCAUAUGCCCCAGGGUCGUCACUGGAGGCUCAGGCUUCGCUCUGAAUUCCCCAGCAUCCCCAGUGACUAUGCAGAAUUGGUAGUGGGAGCUGUCCUGGGGCCUGUGCUGCAGGGGGUACAGGGAUUUCCUCCCCAGGCCCAAGGGCCCCCACUCACACAGGCCCUGACUGCACUUCUUGACGCCUGGCUCAACCAUAUUCUCACUCAGAGGAUCCGGUUCAGCCUGCAGGGAGCACUGCAGCUGAGGCAGGAUUUUGCAGUGGUUCGGGGUAUGCUGGAGGAGGAGCAGUGGGGUCUGGCCCCUGAACUUCGUCAGGUUUUGCUCACACUCAGUGUCUUCCAGCGGGUGGAUGGAGCCCUGUUGUGUCUGUUGCAGCAGCCACUGCCUGGGAGCCGUACCUACAGAGGGUCCCCAUGCUGUUGUUCCUGUAAUAGGAUCCAGACCCCUGAACUACCCAGUAGCAGCCUCAACAGCCUAGAGAACCUAGAACCACCUCCCCUUCGUUCUGGGGUCACUCUUGUCCAGACAGCCCAGCUUCUCAACACUCUUCGGGGUGGUGGACCCAGUCCUGAGGCUUACCUGGCAGGCAACCAGCAGGCCUGGCUGGCCCUUCGGCACCACCGAUCCCCCCGAUGGAAUCUGCCUGGCUUUCUUUGCAUGAGAACUAGCCCUGAACCCUGAUAACAGAAUCUGGAAACUGGGGAAAUACAGAGGCCAAAAAAUUAAGCCCCAAAGAGCCUAGAAGUCUCUUUGACAACAGUCAGAACUAAGUCCAGAAGAGCUUAGAACCUGGAACCAGAGGAUGUUUGGAGCCCAGUGUCGGGAACCAGAGAGGCACCUAGAAGAGCUCAGCACCCAAAAUCCACAUGAGCUCUCAGGGUCUGCAGCCAUGUACCAAGAACUUGGUACCCAAAGGUACACAGAGUUUGACAUACAGCUACCAGAAAACAGAGGAAUCCUGAAUUACAAAUCCAGAGAAAUUUGAGCCAGGGAAGCCUGGGCCUUGUGUGGGCCUAAAGAUUGAGAACCUCUUGCCCUAGACUAGAUAUAAAGAACUCUACAGCAACAGAAGGGGAGGAAUCAGAAAAUCUUGCAUACAUCUCGGGCAGAAAGUGAAAAUAUUUGAGCAGAGGCUUAAAGAGAUGAAUCUGGCAGCAUCUCCUGGAUGGAGACCCGUAGAGACAGGAAGGAUGGUUGCCACAGCAAAGGAAGUUCCUCCAGGCCGUGAGCAGCGAAAAGGUGCGCGCUUCUAACCUCAACUGCACUGUGCAGGUGGACGUGCGGCACGACGGCUC
Molecule: messenger RNA, 2888 nt
Organism: Gracilinanus agilis (Agile Gracile Mouse Opossum)
Lineage: Eukaryota; Metazoa; Chordata; Mammalia; Didelphimorphia; Didelphidae
Gene: CCDC142
Product: coiled-coil domain containing 142
Exons: 12
Coding region: 1-2274 (757 amino acids)
Source: RefSeq, a predicted model, not a curated record